Messenger RNA from Oppiella nova, 1092 nucleotides. The record is from the annotation of a GenBank genome assembly. NCBI's taxonomy places the organism in Eukaryota, Metazoa, Arthropoda, Arachnida, Sarcoptiformes, Oppiidae.
GUGGAGUCCGCACCCGGAAAUGUGGGCUUUUUUGACCAGUUAUUGGCUCUUAAAUGGGUCGGUUGUAGAGUAGCCAUAAUCGUAAGUUCACAUGUGAGAGAAAAUAUUCAUCAAUUUGGUGGGGAUAAGGAUCAGAUCACCAUAUUUGGUGAGAGCGCCGGUAGUUGGUCCACAUCGGCGCACAUAGUGUCGCCGCUAACUAAAGGCUUAUUCCGGAGGGCUAUUAUGCAAAGCGGUGCCCAUAUGUACAACAAGGACAGGGAUGUCAUCAGCAAAUCGGAGGCUCUAGAUCUGGCUAAACAAACGGCGCGACAACUGAAUUGCAGUGAUGAUGACCAAUGGUUGCAAUGCCUUAAAGGUGUCGGCGCUGACGACCUCUUACAGCAAGAGACCAAACUCGAGACAUUCCCGGUGUUGGGCACCGAGUAUUUGCCACUUUCCGAGCAAAAGGCAUUUUUGGACCACAAAUUCAAUAAAGGCAUCGACUUAAUGGCAGGCAUUACCCAAAACGAGGGGUCGUUCCUGUCGAGAGCCAUCGACAGGCACAUCGAGGGUAUGACUGUCGAUAGGUUUCAGGAGGACGUCCUCAAAACCGAUCACAUGUUUCACGGACUGGACGUCCAAAAGGUAACCGAUUUCUACCUGAAGGGUGUCAACCGCACGGAUCCGGUGGCCAUUCGGUGGGCUUUCUAUGACUUUUUCGGCGACCUCUUCAUGAAGUGUCCGACGUAUCUGUUCGCCAAACGGUUCAAGACUAUUGUCAAACACCGGAAAAACGUCUACUUUUACGUACUUACUUAUGUGAACCCCUUGGCGGCCAAACUGCUUAAUUGUGACCCGGCUACUAUGGGCGUGUGUCACACCAUGGAUAUACCCUUUGUGUUUGGUUUGCCGUUAACUUUACCGCAAGUUUUUACGCCCGAAGACCAAGUGUUUAGUCGACAAGUCAUGAAAAUGUGGACAGAUUUUGCUAAAUACGGUAAACCGGAUGAAGUUUGGCCGCAACUGUUGGAUAAUAAUGUGGUAAAAGUCCGUGACUUAAAUCCAGUGAAUAUAAGCCGGGACUCCAGAAGUAUUCAGAAUUUAGGUUAC